UUGAUGUUUAUUGAUUACCAAGAACAAAAACAUUCAAAAUGAUAUACAAAACACCAACUAAAAAUACAGGGUCAAAAUCCAGAGACAGUGCAAUCCCUUCUGAAACCUAUUUGCCUUCUACCGUAGUCCCUUCCUCUGGUCUCGGCGGGUCCCCGUUGCCACUUCCCCUAGCAGAUGCAGGACAACGGCUCUCCCUCCAGUGGAAGCCCUCGCGGCAGCGAGCUCAGGUCUCCCAGGUGAUCAUGGAUUCUAGUCAGCCCAGCGCUCCCGCUCCUCGUCCCGCCUUUCUCCGCCCCGCCCCUCUCAGCCCCGCCCCGCCCCAGGCCCGCAGCGCGCGGCGACGUUCUGUGGACUUCUCUCACCCUGCAGCCGAGUGUGACGAGCCGGGGCCGGGAGGGGUCUAUUGCGCAAACCCAAGGUGCCGGGCGGUGGGUCGGGGAGAGGUUCUGGUUGCGCGCCCGGGACUAUGAGGCGCAGCAUUCGGCGGGCUCCUUCCCGGAAGCGGAAGCUCGGGGGGCGGACCGAGGGCGGCCGGGAGUCGGCGGCGGUUAAUUCCUUUUACCUUGCGGCUUUGCUUCACUCCGUUUGGACUUUUCUGAAGCUGCGAGAGAUGGUCAGGUCUGGAUCUCGACCGGGCCAGGUAAUACCUUCAGGAAAGCACACUGGACCUGCUAAAUUAACAAAUGGAAAGAAAGGGACCAAUUUGAGAAAGAUACCCCAUUUUAAUGCAGAUUCUGGCUAUCCCACUCACUCUGAUUCAGAAAGUCAGACUGAAACUGUACAGGGGCUUGAUGGCUGUGCGUCUUUGCUGCGGGACAUUUUGAGAAAUGAAGAUUCAGGUUCAGAAAUAACAUAUUCAGAAAAUAGAUGUAACCCCAGACCUGUACAAAGCAAAAGAUACAGAUCCAAAAAGAAAGGACAUGAAAAACAUACUGUGCCUUCUGUAGUCCGGAAGGAAAUUUUAUCUUCAGAUAAUAAGAAACAGAUACCUAAUGAUGCUUCUGUUGGAAGUGAAAGAGACUCAUCAGAUAUACUGCAAAAUUGGUCACUACAAGACCAUUGUGGAAUGUAUUCACCCUUAAUAUACCAAGCUCUUUGUGAACAUGUGCAGACUCAAAUGUCACUGAUGAAUAACUUAGCUUCAAAGAACAACCCUAAUGGAAUUCCUUCUGCACCUUGCCACACUGUGUCUUGUUCUGAAUCUCAGACGUCUUCACCUUCUAGUUAUGGUUUACCCACCUCUAUCCCAGUCCGGUUACCUCGGCAGCCACCCUGCCCUCCAGUGGUUCAUUCUGAAGUUCAGACUGAUGGUAACAGUCAGUUUGCAUCACAAGGAAGAACAAUUUCUGUGAACUGUACUGAUGAUGUUGCGAGGAAUUCCUUUAAUACCUGUCUUGGAGUUUCAUGUAACCUGUCCCAAACUGGCAAACCAGCUACUCCAACAUUUCAACAACUGGGUCUUGCUAAUGGGGUUCCGCCGAAAAGACUUUCUGAGGAACCAGACUUACUGAAGUGUUUCCAAACAUACAUGAAACUGUUGAGUUCUCAUCCUGACAGUCCCACUCGCUGCAGCCCCACCCGAUUACAGUCAGCUUUCUUGGCUACUAAUGAAGAAAAAUGUACUAACGAACACAUUGGUGAGGUCAGAAGUGAAGGAAAGGAUUUAAACAUACCUCUGCGAGAUUCAAGAAUAAAGGAUGUGCAGAAGGCAAAAAACGUGAACCAGAGUGCUGAAAAAGUUAGAACUAUCAAGUAUUUGUUGGGAGAGCUCAAGGCCCUGGUAGCAGAACAAGAAGAUUCAGAAAUUCAGAGGUUGAUUACAGAACUGGAGAUGUGUAUAUCUCUGCUUCCAGCCGUAAGUGCAAACACAAAUACUCAGAUUGAAAUAGCACUGGCCAUGCAGCCACUAAGAAGUGAAAAUGCUCAUUUACGCAGGCAAUUGAGGAUUUUGAACCAGCAACUUAGAGAACGAGAAAAAACUCAAAAGGAAUCUGGUUCUCUGGAAUGCAACCUUGAAUUGUUUUCUCUUCAAUCAUUGAACAAGUCACUGCAAAAUCAAUUACAGGAGUCACUAAAGAGCCAGGAAUUACUGCAGAGUAAAAAUGAAGAGCUCUUAAAAGUGAUAGAAAGUCAGAAAGAUGAAAACAAAAAAUUUGCUGGUAUAUUUAAAGAGAAAGAUCAAACUUUACUUGAAAAUAAACAGCAGUUUGACAUUGAGACAACAAGAAUGAAAAUUGAAUUGGAGGAAGCCUUAGUCAAUGUGAAAAGCUCCCGGUUUAAGUUAGAAGCUGCUGAAAAGGAAAAUCAGAUAUUGGGAAUAACAUUACGCCAGCGUGAUGCCGAGGUGACUCGACUGAGAGAAUUAACCAGAACUUUACAGAGCAGUAUGGCAAAGCUUCUCUCAGAUCUUAGUGUGGACACUGCUCGCUGCAAGCCUGGGAAUAAUCUUACCAAAUCACUUCUGAACAUUUAUGAAAAGCAACAUCAGCAUGACCCGAUCCCCACUCACACUUCCAUAAUGAGCUACCUAAGUAAGUUAGAACCAGAUCACACUCUUAUUACACAUUCAGAGCCUCUUUCUACAAUUAACAAUGAGGAAAACAUGGUGCCAGACAGACCUUAUGAAAAUGUUCUGCCCUCCAAAGGCCCUCAGAGGCAUAGUAAUACUAGGAGCAUGGAGGAGGUAUCAGCCCCUGGAAUUGUUCCUGCCCUUUCCAAACGGGAUUCUGAUGAGGAAAGUGAAAUUCCGACCUUAGUAGAAGAGGAGCAUAAUUUGGAUAAAACAAUUUACAUUCCAUUUGCUAGAAGCACUCCUAAAAAGAAAUCACCACUGUCUAAGAGAUUAUCUCCCCAGGCCCAGAUCAGUGUAGCUCCACUGCAACCUGUCAGUGGACUUGUUGCUGAAAAAGAAAAUAAACUGUGUGCACCUGGAGUUUGUUCCUCUUGCAAAAAGGAAGAAGAUGCACCUGAGAAACUUUCCAGAACAGCUGACACGGAGGACAAGCAGCUCCUCAAGAAAAUAAAGGAAGCCAUUUGCAAGAUCCCUCCUGCCAGUGAGGAGGAAUUGGCGGCCUGUCAUGGCCCCUCCAAUUGUCAGAACAGCAACGUUCAAGUGAAAAGCAGUGCAGUCUCUGAUGGUAGCUUUUUAAAUUCUGACUUAACUUCUGACUGGAGCAUCUCUUCUUUUUCCACGUUCACGUCUCGUGAUGAGCAAGACUUCCGAAAUGGCCUUGCAGCACUGGAUGCCAACAUUGCUAGACUCCAGAAGUCCUUAAGGACUGGUCUUCUGGAGAAGUAAGCUCAGAAGAAAGGAAAAGUUUUUAAGAAGAGAAAUUGGGUACAUUGAAUGUAUAUUUUAAAUUUCUCUAGAGAAAAGUUUUAUAUUAUGUGUGAAAUAAAUUGUAUGAAUAAUAAAUUUAUUAUUGGACAAUAUUGACACUAGAGCUUAUAAAAACAAGUCAUCUUAAGAAACUGACAUUUGUUAAGAGAAGAAAGUUGUGUGUUACUAGAAAAAUACUGUAUUAUAAAUAAAAUUUAGUAUUUAUUUAUUAGAGUUUAUUCUUACUCUGCGGGGCUAAGGAUGAGGUUGGAAGGAAUUUCUGGUUGUUCUAAAGGAUAAUGGGAAGGGAGUCUUUGGGUACAAUUUACUAUAUUAAAACUAGAGUUUCUUUUCUCUUUCAGGAUUUCUGUUUGUUUUUUAAUGGCAUUGUGUUUUAAUGUGUGAUGUUCUGUGCUACAGGCUGGUGUUGUUGGUGAGACAUAUAAACAUUUAUUUUAAGAGAAAAAGUGCCAGUAUCUCCAUUGAAAAAAAAAAAACAUUGAUUGGGCUUAAAAAAUACAGAUAACAUCCUAAGUUAGCAUGUGGUUUCUUAACACUUUAGCAGUUUUAUUUAUUUUUAUCACUGAUGCAUUGAAGACCGUUAAAAAAGUCAGACUAAUAAAAAAAAAUGCUAAGAUAA
Cervus elaphus (red deer) is the source of this 3959-nucleotide messenger RNA. It is a transcript of the gene CCDC14, whose product is annotated as coiled-coil domain containing 14. Gene Ontology annotation, biological process: protein localization to centrosome. The transcript has 13 exons. Lineage: Eukaryota; Metazoa; Chordata; Mammalia; Artiodactyla; Cervidae. The coding region runs from base 467 to 3298 and encodes 943 amino acids. The record is from RefSeq and is a predicted model, not a curated record. Gene Ontology annotation, cellular component: centriolar satellite.